AGCUUUAUCCUCACUCCACUUUGCUUUCAUUCUCCAUCUAUCUAUAUUUCUGGAUAAAAUCCUCUGAAACCAAAAAUCUUGGGAAGAAAAAAAAAAAGGUCGAAAAAUGGUGGGUGCAAUGGCUGCACUGCAAAGCUCAUUCACAGCUCUUUCGUUGUCUUCUAAAUCAUUUCUUGGUCAACGCUUAUCUCCCUCCUCCUCACCACCUCCUCAGGUCAAGACUACAAAAACACUAUGCCCUCCUAUCCAAGUGAAGCUAAAGAGAUGGGAGCGAAUAAAAUGCAAGCCAAACAGUCUUCCGAUAGUACACAAGAUGCAUGUGAAGCUUGGGGACACAGUUAAAGUCAUUGCAGGCCGUGACAGGGGGAAAAUUGGUGAGAUAACCAAAAUUGUUAAGCACAACAGCACUGUGGUUGUGAAAGAAAUUAAUUUGAAGACCAAACAUGUGAAGAGCAAGGAAGAGGGUGAAUCGGGCCAGAUAAUCAAGAUAGAAGCACCUAUUCAUAGCUCAAAUGUGAUGUUGUACUCGAAAGAACAGAAUGUUGCAAGUCGGGUGGGUCACAAGACCUUGGAAGAUGGCAGGAGGGUACGAUUUUUGCUAAAAACUGGUGAGAUAAUCGACAGUGUAGAAAACUGGAAGAAAGCAGUCAAGGAAAGGGAGAAGAAAACCGAAGAAAUUACUGUUGCAUCAUGAUUAUAUCCAAUGAACAAACUGUAAUUGCAAGUUAUAUGUAUGUCUUGUCACUAAAUUUUCUGUUUGUAGCUUUGGGAGUUAAAUUGUAAUGCUGUGUGGCCUUUCUUUGAUCCUCAUAUUCACAAGUAAAAAUUACUGAGAAGUUAUUGAGAAGGA
Molecule: messenger RNA, 850 nt
Organism: Erigeron canadensis
Lineage: Eukaryota; Viridiplantae; Streptophyta; Magnoliopsida; Asterales; Asteraceae
Product: 50S ribosomal protein L24, chloroplastic
Exons: 4
Coding region: 107-694 (195 amino acids)
Biological process (GO): translation
Cellular component (GO): mitochondrion; ribosome
Molecular function (GO): RNA binding; structural constituent of ribosome
Source: RefSeq, a predicted model, not a curated record